AUGGAUUCAAAUGAAACCCAACGACCCAUUGAAAACCAACCACAACCCAAUACAACUCUCCCCUUCACAUCAAAAUUGAAACCCUAUGCGUUCUACUUAUCAUCCAUCCUAAUUCUCAUCCUUGCUAUCUCAUUCAGUUUGACCAAAACAAACUACCUCAAAACCCAGCAGCUGAAGUACACAUUCUCAUCACAGCCCGCCAUUUUUCAAGUUCUGUUUGGCUUUCUUCAACCAAAGCAAAAAACCAAGCAAACCCAGGUACCAAAUCCCAUUUCCAAGCCCCCCUACUGUGUUCUGUGGAUGGCUCCUUUCCUUUCAGGUGGUGGGUACAGUUCAGAAAGCUGGUCAUAUAUUUUAGCCCUUCAUGAACACAGUAAAAACCCAAACUUUAGAAUGGCUAUUGAGCAACAUGGUGAUCUGGAGUCCCUAGAAUUCUGGGAGGGCUUGCCUAAAUAUAUGAAGAACUUGGCAGUUGAGCUUUACCACACACAAUGUAGUAUGAAGGAGACCAUAGUCAUAUGCCACAGUGAGCCUGGUGCUUGGAACCCUCCAUUGUUUGAAACACUCCCUUGCCCACCAACUGCUUACCAAAAUUUCAAGUCGGUGAUUGGCCGGACCAUGUUUGAGACCGAUAGGGUGAAUCCGGAACAUGUGAAGCGCUGUAACCAAAUGGAUUAUGUUUGGGUUCCUACUGAGUUUCAUGUGUCUACAUUUAUACAAAGUGGGGUUGAUAAAUCUAAGGUUGUGAAAAUUGUGCAGCCUAUUGAUGUGAAGUUCUUUGAUCCACUUGAGUAUGAGCCUUUAAAUCUUGCCUCUAUAGGGAAGUUGGCUAUGGGGAAGACAACCCAGAAUUCGAAAGUGAAGAAGAAAUUUGUAUUUAUGAGUAUAUUUAAGUGGGAGUAUAGGAAAGGAUGGGAUGCGUUGUUGAAAUCUUAUUUGGAAGAAUUCAGUGAGGCAGACGGGGUUGCCUUGUAUCUUCUAACAAAUCCUUAUCACUCUGAUAGAGAUUUUGGGAAUAAGAUAGUGGAGUUUGUGGAAAAAUCUGGAAUGCAGAAACCAGUGACUGGUUGGGCUCCAGUUUAUGUGAUUGAUACUCACAUAGCACAGAUUGAUUUGCCACGGGUAUACAAGGCAGCUGAUGCAUUUGUUCUUCCAUCAAGAGGGGAAGGGUGGGGAAGGCCUCUUGUUGAAGCUAUGGCAAUGUCAUUGCCAGUGAUUGCUACGAAUUGGUCAGGGCCAACAGAGUAUCUGACUGAGGAGAAUAGCUAUCCAUUGCCGGUGGAUAGAAUGAGCGACAUAAUGGAAGGGCCUUUCAGAGGGCAUCGCUGGGCAGAACCUUCUGUCAGUAAGCUUCGUGCGCUCAUGAGGCAUGUGCUGAAUAAUGUCGAGGAAGCCAAGGUGAAAGGGGAAAAAGCAAGGGAAGACAUGAUCACAAGGUUCUCUCCUGAGAUCGUUGCAGAUAUCGUUACUAAACAUGUGCAUAAUAUACUUCAGAAAGUGGAUAAGUAG
Molecule: messenger RNA, 1509 nt
Organism: Prunus armeniaca (apricot)
Lineage: Eukaryota; Viridiplantae; Streptophyta; Magnoliopsida; Rosales; Rosaceae
Source: the annotation of a GenBank genome assembly